Messenger RNA from Nicrophorus vespilloides, 1628 nucleotides. Its product is annotated as transmembrane and ubiquitin-like domain-containing protein 1. Lineage: Eukaryota; Metazoa; Arthropoda; Insecta; Coleoptera; Silphidae. Gene Ontology annotation, molecular function: protein binding. The record is from RefSeq and is a predicted model, not a curated record.
UCCAUAUUGAGAGGAGACAGGAGAAGACCGAGAAGACACCCUGGGUGGCUGUUGGUUGGUGGUUCAUGAUUUUGCAAGCAAAAAGGUCGCAGCAGAAGCAUUACCAAUACUAUUAUUACUACUACUAUCAACUAUAACUAUAUGAGUAUACCAACAACUGUCUCAAAGUGUACGACAUCCUUUGACGUAGAGACGUCAACAAAACGUCAAAGUGUGUUAUUAUGUUAUUGGCACCGAGGUUUAAUCAGGUUGCAUAAAACGAGAAGUGCUGUUUGCGAAUUUCUACAGUUGUUAUCGCGUCGAAGCGCACUGUUAUGUGUACGUAAGGAAUUAGUUGAAGGCAUAAUUAGUUGAAGAGAGCAUCGAUAUGGGGCUGAUCGACGGAAUAGGGGAUGAAGUGCUGCACUUCUUCAUAGCCAUAUCGCUGAUUUUAGUUGUUACCAUCGCUUGGGCUACCACAAACAUAAGGCAGCAAUGGAACAUGAGGGUGGUGUAUCUGCUGGACAGGAGUGGCAGGAUCAGGUCCAGCCACACUCUGUCCAAUCACUUGGAAUCAGCCACAAUCUCUGAAGGGACUGAUCCUGGGGAGGUGAUGAGGAAUGCACCACCUUCUGCAGUCACAGAGGAUGUAUUGAUACCAACAACAGCUGAGGAACCACCAGAGCGCGGCGAUAGCUCGGUGGAGGAAGACAAUGAUGAUGAUGAUGACGACGAUGAGGAUGAAGUGGACGCAGAUAUAAACGAGAUUGUGGAAACGAUGGAUAUGCCUUUCAUCGAAAACUCAGUGUUUUCCGAAGGAACAGAGAGGUGUCUGCUCUAGAAUCCCGUUGAAGAGAUUGCUGCGUCUGAAGAAAUAGUUGGAGAUGCUCCACAAAUGGAACAACAACAACAGCCACAACCAUCUGCACCUCAGCAGCAGCAGCAGCAGCAACAACAACAACAAGAAAUUACAAUUAAAUUAAAAUUUAUAAACGAUGAUUUGAAGAUCGUCAAUGGGCGUUUGAGCGAAAUGCUCGGCGAUUUCAAGAGGAGACACUUUGAAGAUGAACUCUCUUCGAAUAAGCUGGUGCGUCUGAUAUUCAACGGACAGGUGUUGCAGAGGGAUUCUGAUACUCUGCAGAGUUACGGCAUAUUCGACAACUGCGUCGUCCACUGUCUCGUUUACCAGCAGAGGGAAAACGCUCAGGACUCUACGCUCAACGCCAACAUUAAUAAUAAUAAUAACAACAACAACAACCAGCAACGGGAAUGGGAUCUGGGGAACCUGUUCAUAGCCACAGUCAGCUUCUCGCUGGGAACGGCUUGGUACUUUAGAUACCAAUACCCGCAGCUCUUCACCGUGACCGCGACGGCCGGUCUGAUCACCAUGACCGGCGUCUUCACGGUUCUCUCGAUAAGCAGUUACUUUCCUGACCCGAUGCCGCCGUUGCAGGAGGACAUCCCGCCGCAACUGCACCGGUUGCAACCCAUCCACCGCUGAACAGACUUAUUAUUAAUAUUAUUUUUUUGAUGAAGAAGAACAAACUGAAUACGUUCGAUGUAGGCAACACCCAUGCAACCAGUCGAUUUUCCAAACUGAAUUUGUUAUCAUUUCUUUCAAUAUAUAUAUAUAUAAAAGUUAAACGGAA